Molecule: messenger RNA, 585 nt
Organism: Fraxinus pennsylvanica
Lineage: Eukaryota; Viridiplantae; Streptophyta; Magnoliopsida; Lamiales; Oleaceae
Source: the annotation of a GenBank genome assembly
AUGCUUGGAGCUAAGCCAGUAAAGGUACCUAUGGAUCAGAACCUAAAGUUGGGGAAGAAUACAGGAAAAGCUCUGCUUGAUGCAACACUUCACAGAAAAUUGAUCGAAAAAUUGAUUCCACAAGGUAAUCAAAUAUCUGAAGCUUGCUCCAGGCAAGGUAUUCUAUUUUCUUCUUCAUCUUUAUUGAUUCUUCGAGCCUUUUGCGACUCUGAUUGGGCUGCGUGCCCUGAUUAUCGAAGAUCAGUAACUGGUUACUGUAUUUUCCUUGAUGAUUCAUUGAUCUCAUGGAAGUACAAAAAGCAAACUGUAGUGUCUCGUUCAUCUGAUGGGCGGAGUAUAGAUCUAUGGCCAGCACUUGCUGCUGCAUUGCACAUUGCUUCCAACCCGGUAUUCCAUGAGAGGACUAAGCAUAUAGAGUUGGACUGUCACUUGAUCAGAGACCAAAUCGGAUCUGGAUGCAUUUCUACAUCUUAUAUUCACACUCAAUCACAGCUUGCUGACAUGUUUACCAAGGCAUUGUCUUCUGUCACCUUGCGGGCUCAACUGUCCAAGAUGGGAAUAGCAAAUAUCUAUUUUCCACCUUGA